Messenger RNA from Staurois parvus, 319 nucleotides. Lineage: Eukaryota; Metazoa; Chordata; Amphibia; Anura; Ranidae. The record is from the annotation of a GenBank genome assembly.
CGCUGAUCACCGGGAAAUGCAAUUGCCGGUUCUCGGCUGCACUCUCCUCACGCUGUCAGAUCGUGAGGAAAGUACUGCCGAGAACCGGCAGUUGUCAGAGCAGGGAUCGGCACCGAUCAUCAGGGCACUGAUGAUCAGUGCCCUGAUGAUCGGUGCCAAGCAGUGCCACCCAACAGUUCCACCCACCUGUGCCCAGCAGUCAGUGCUGUCAGUCAGUGCCACCAGUCAGUGCCCAGCAGUUGUGCCAGUCAGUGCCACCUAUCAGUGCUGCCUAUCUGUGACACCUCAUUAGUGCCGCCUAUCCGUGCCACCUCAUUAG